Molecule: messenger RNA, 4240 nt
Organism: Pungitius pungitius (ninespine stickleback)
Lineage: Eukaryota; Metazoa; Chordata; Actinopteri; Perciformes; Gasterosteidae
Gene: arsj
Product: arylsulfatase family, member J
Exons: 3
Coding region: 383-2452 (689 amino acids)
Source: RefSeq, a predicted model, not a curated record
CGCCUCCCUAUUGAGACCCUCCUCAGCUCGCUCUACGGUAGGAAGGAGCAGUGUGACAGGAUGGAGGAACUGCCCCGGCUGCUUCUGUGUUACCUGCUCCUUUCCAGCGUCGGCCGUUCCUUUGAGUGUUCCGUUCUUUAGAAUUACUUUGAAACUAACAGCUGUUAUUCAGGGCGCGUUUUCGGUUGGGUUCCUAGAUGUUUUUUUCCACCUAACGCGGAGCUGUCAGUGGAAUAUGUGGCGGAGAGAAGGACUGAACUCGAUCCCAACCCCAGCUCCAAGUGCUGCUGCCCCCCCCUGAACAUGUGGGAGACUUUGCGCUGCUCACACCGACCUGCUGACCAACAGUAAUUGCGCCUGGAGGUCUAAAUUGGGCUGAAUCAUGUUGAUCUUGUGGGUGCCACUUAGUUUAUUCCUCAGCUUCAUCGUUUCUCAGACGUGGAGCGUUCAAAUGUCGUGGGAGAACUGGGACUCUCCCCUUCGCAACCGAGAAAACGAGUUUGAUAAACCGAGCUCCCAGCCGCACAUCGUGUUCAUCCUGGUGGAUGAUCAAGGCUUCCGGGAUGUCGGAUACCACGGCUCCGAGAUCAAAACGCCUACCCUGGACCGGCUGGCAGCGCAGGGCGUUAAGCUGGAGAAUUAUUAUGUGCAGCCGCUCUGCAGCCCUUCCAGGAGCCAACUCAUGACUGGAAGGUAUCAGAUCCACACUGGCCUUCAGCACUCCAUCAUUAGAGCUACCCAGCCCAACUGCCUUCCCCUGGAAAAUGUCACCCUUCCCCAGAAGCUCAAGAAAGCGGGCUACUCCACCCACAUGGUGGGCAAAUGGCACCUGGGCUUCUACAAGCGUGGCUGCCUGCCCACCCAGCGUGGCUUCGACACAUUCUUCGGGUCCCUACUAGGAAGCGGGGACUACUACAGUCACUAUAAAUGUGAAGGACCUGGUAUGUGUGGUUAUGAUUUGCAUGAAGGAGAAGAGGCAGCUUGGGAACAGGACCGCGGCUUGUACUCAACCAUGAUGUUUACUCGAAAAGCUAUCAGCAUCCUAGCCAAUCACAACCCUCGCGGACAACCCUUGUUUCUCUACUUAGCCUUUCAGGCGGUUCAUUCCCCACUGCAGGUUCCUGCCCGCUACCUCGAGCGUUAUAAGGGCAUUCCAAACUUGCAUCGUCGGAAAUAUGCUUCCAUGGUGUCCUGCCUGGAUGAAGCUAUCCACAACCUCACGUUAGCGCUAAAACGCUAUGGUUAUUAUGACAACACAGUUAUAGUCUACUCUUCAGAUAACGGAGGCCAGCCAUUAGCAGGGGGAAGCAACUGGCCCUUGAGGGGGAGUAAGGCCACCUACUGGGAAGGGGGGAUUCGGGCAGUUGGCUUUGUUCACAGUCCCCUGUUGGUAAACAAAGGCACAAAAUGUCGAUCAUUGGUCCACAUCACUGAUUGGUUCCCUACACUGGUGACCCUGGGCGAAGGGACUUUGGAUGAAGACCUAAAUCUGGACGGGUACGAUGUCUGGGAGGCUAUCAGUGAAGGCCGUCCAUCUCCUCGGCAAGAUAUCCUUCACAAUAUUGACCCAGUCUACAUCAAGGCCAAAAACGGUUCGUGGAAGGCUGGGUACGGCUUAUGGAACACUGCCAUCCGGGCUGCGCUACGGGUGGGCCACUGGAAGCUCCUGACAGGUGUCCCUGGCUACAGCGACUGGGUGCCCCCACAGACCUUCUCUAAACAGCGGCUAACCAGCCGCUGGCAUAAUGAGCUUGUCCAUUGGGGCUGUGGUAAAUCCAUCUGGCUGUUCAAUAUCACAGCCGACCCUUAUGAGAGAGUAGACUUGUCCCAGCGGUACCCUCACAUAGUGAAGAAGAUGCUCAUACGCCUAGCGCAGUACAACAAGACUGCAGUUCCAGUCCGGUACCCAGCUAAAGACCUGCGCUCCAACCCUCAGUACAAUGGGGGUGUGUGGGGGCCCUGGUACAAAGAGGGGCAAGAGAAGGAUGAGAGAUACAAUAACUGGUUGACUAACACUCUUGGAAAAAGUCUCCCAGGUACCGCCAUACGACCACUGCAGCUCAUCCAGAAUGCAGCAGCUCGACUGGUCUUCAACCUUCCGAAAUACUCCCUCACCACACCACUUCUCCGUUCUCUUCACUGGUUACCAGUGGCUGCCCGCAUCCAGUUCAAAACAUUGGUACUGACGUACUAUGCUGUGAACGGAUCGGGACCAGUCUACAUCCAGGACACGGUGAAACCCUACAUCCCAACCCGCACACUCCGAUCUGCAUCUGCCAAGCGGCUUGUUCCUCCCUCACUGAGAGAAAAGCAGUCGGCGAGAUCGCGACUCUUUGCUGUCCUGGCUCCCAGAUGGUGGAAUGAGCUCUCUGAUGACAUCAGGACCGCAGAGAGCCUCUACAUCUUCCGUCGAAAACUCAAGACACACCUCUUUAGACUCUACCUUGACUAAAACACUAGCAAACCGUAGCACUAACAAAUGAUAGCACUUAAAUUGUACUUAUAAUGGCACUUUUCUAUAACAUGUUUUGAAACUGCUUAUUUGAUGAAAAAUGUACUUUCUUGUUACUUGUUCUUCUGAGUUUGUAUCUCUAUGUGGAAAUGCACUUAUUGUACGUCGCUUUGGAUAAAAGCCUCAGCUAAAUGACAUGUAAUGUAAUGUAGUGGUAUAGCAGAAGGAGGCACAGAAGUCAGCUGAGCAGGCCAUGGUUCACUUGUAGGUUGUUUUGUUAAGCAAAUCUUUUCAGGGGCCUCAUCGGUUUUUGUAAGCUCCAAGGACAGUUCCCUGAAGUCUUGCUCAGCUUGAUCACACUUGAUCAACCGAUCCCCAAAAUCGGUCAUAGACAAUGGUCGACCAUGGUAUACUCCUGUUUGAGAAGUAUAGGAUGACUCUCUCCAGGAUGACGAACAAAUGUGAAUUGUAUUCAGAAUGGGUCCAAGCUCCACUCCUCUCCCUCCACUGGGCCAAAUACUAUGCAGCACCCUUAUCAUCACGUGGUUCAAUAGUGGGUUAAGGCGGCGAGAUAAUCUGUCCACCUAAUAUGGGUCCACCUUUGAACACAGGGUCUAUCACAUGGGACUGAAGAUUGUAAGUAGUGGUGCGAAGUGUGUGAAGAAAGGACUUACUUGUUUAAAACUGCCUUUUUGCACCUUGUCUGUCAAUUCCUCAUAUACUCUAUUUGAUGAGCUGUGAAAAAAAGCUAGAUUCAGUCACAGGAUAGCUGAUUAAUGAAUAAAUAAAUGAUGAAAUUUAAAUGAGAAAAAUCUUACAUCUAAUCAGUAUUCUUUAUAAUAAUGUAUAAAUACACUAUUGAACCAUUAAUUCACAUCACGUCCAACUAAAUCUGAAAAGUAAUCUCUAACUUUUUUAUGUUGCGACUCACUUUUAUUUAAAGUGAGAAAACAGGUCUUAAAAAAAAGAAAUCUUUGUUUUGAUUAAUAACCAAUAAUCAUCAAAAAGAUCUUAAUGUUGACAUUUUCAUGUUGAGUUCUGACUUGCAGUCUGUGGAACAGUGGAUUAACUCAUUACCAUUAGCCUGCAAACUAAAGUCAAUAGCAGUUCAUGUUUGUUUGGUAAGUCAUUCAGAAACUUGAGCUGAAGUACAACCCGUAUCCAUGAUUGUAGAAACAUGAAAAUAGACAGAGAGCAAAUAAUGGAACUAUCCAGGUAACUUACUAUGUUGUUUCCAUAUCUUUUUGUAGUUUCUCUCUCUGAGCAUUUCUAAGAAGACCAGUUGCGGAAUCUGUUUCUGGUCGUCCAAUUGUCUCGUGAAGGGAUGACAAACUGGAGGACAGCUCCUCUGCCGACACCACAGGUACCUCUAGUCCUGAGCCGGAAGUCCAAAAUUCAGAUUCUGUACGCCUGCUUGGCCUGGGGCUGUCAAUAUCUUCAUGUAGGGCAGAGAAACCUAUAUACAGUGCAGGCAUACACAAAGAGUAAAACAACUUCUACUUGGACUAAAUCACAAAUUGUUCAAAUUGUGUUGUGUACCUUCAGUAUGAUCCAAUGCUAUUGUCCUUUCUAUUUCCUCAUAUGUAUCUGGUGAUGUCUCCUCUUGAGUGGAUUGGAUUAUCGUGUUUUCAAUAAGGUGAACUAUGUCCAUUCGGUUGAUCUUAGUCAAUCUUUUCCUCAAUGUUGCUUCUGUUGAAACAGAAAAACAACUCCAGGUCAACUUUUUAUUUAAAUAAUUGCUUAUUUUGUCUUUUUUUAAACAACAGAUUAAAUAUUUACUCAAACCUG